UUGACUACAAAGAGAGCUUGACUCAGUUCGCCUAAUUCUUUUUUAAACAGAAGAUGAUAAGUAAAAGUGAAUCCUAUACUUCAGGGCAGGAAUCUGUGACCAACUCAACCUGGCUGAUUUACGUAUUAAAAGAAUGGAUUGGUCUGGACUACCACUAUCCAAAUUAUAUGGGCUCCUUCUUGUGUGUGUCACUCACAAUAUUAUUUUUUCCUCAUUUACUCUGGUUUAUCAUUUGCGUCUUUUGUAAUAUUUGCCUUCACAUUUACAAGAGAAAGAACGGCCUAGAUGAUGAUUUUUCCAAUAAAUCGUGGGACAAUGGAAGGCUAAUUGUGUCACGCAUAAUUAGUAUGUAUGGAAAGCUAUGGCAUGGUUAUGAAGUUCAUGGUAUAGAAAAAAUACCAGAAGGACCGGGGCUUAUUGUUUAUUACCAUGGAGCCACUUCUGUAGACUACCACUUCUUUGUCUGUAAUCUCUAUAUACAGACGGGCAGAGUCUCCUAUUCAGUAGUUGACCGCUUCUUGCGUAUUGUACCAGGCCUACAACUGUAUCUUAAACUGCUUACUGCAGUGUAUGGAGGGAGAGAACAAUGUGUUGAAAUUCUGAAGAAAGGCAACUUACUGGGUGUUGCACCAGGUGGAGCUAGAGAAUCAUUCUUUAGUGAUGAAAACUACGGUAUCUUGUGGGGUAAUCGUAAAGGUUUUGCUCAAGUGGCCAUAGAUGCAAAAGUGCCCAUCAUCCCUUUGUUUACUCAGAAUAUUCGGGAAGUCUGUAGAACAUUUGGAACAACAUGGUUUAUUAGGUGGUUGAAUGAACGUUUUCAAUUGCCAUUCGCUCCUGAAUAUGGAUGGUUCCCAGUCAAACUUUGCACAUAUAUUGGAGAUCCCAUUCCCUAUGAUCCAAAUAUAACAGCUACGGAACUAGUUGAAAAGACAAAGAUUGCCAUCGAAGCGCUAAGAGACAGACACCAAAAAUUACCAGGAAAUAUAUCAAGGGCUCUAUUGGAACGAUUUGAUAAACAUCAGAAAGAUGACUAGUGUGUUUACUUAUGUUUAAAAUGCACAUACCUUGUUGUAAAAGUAUUAAUAACUACAUGUUACUGUACUUUGAACUUUUAAAAAAAUUACAGUUUUUCACCCAACAAGGGCUAUCUCUCUUAUGUCUCUGAUCAGCAAGUAGAAACGGGCCAAAACUCAAAUUCUUAAAAGAUAAAAUUGGCUUACAAAGGAUUUUGAAAAAUUUAGGCUUGUGCUCAUUUUACUAGUUUAUGGUACGUGAAGAUGGCCUGAAAAGGUGGGGGUGUUUUUUGGAGGAGGAAUUUUCCACCCCACCCCCCACUUAGGUUUUGAUCCUGGUACCACUGAAAGCCAUAAACCUGAUCCAAAGCCCAUUUUAAGUCAAUGGGAAUAGGAAUAGGCCAAUAAUAAACGCCUAGUCUGGUUUUGUUGGGGAACCUCUUGGGGUGUCUCAGAUAGGCAUUGUGGGCUCACUUUAAUUGAAAUGACAGCAUGUUCCUUAGAAGUUAUGUUUUAAACAGGUGCUAACAAAAACAAAUUAAAAUCCAGAGUUUAACGCCUAAGAAUGCUUUGACUGCUCAAUAACACAGCUCCCGUUGUGCUAGUUCUCCAGUCAUCACAGAUUUUUCCAAGGCAGACAACACCUAAAAUUUUCUAAUACAAAAAAGAAAGAAGAAACCCUCCCAGAUCCUGAGAGGGAGAAAAACUCUUCAGGCCUUCUUGAUGCACCAGAAACAAUCAAAAAAAGCACAAACCCAUCUUUUCUCCUUUGAAGGUUACUUUUAAAUUUUUGGCGUUUCACCAAGUUUAACAGUAAUUUGCUUGGCUUAGAUGCUCUGAUAUAGUACAUCAUAUUAAUUCUUUGACAGCAGAAUUACUAACUUAUUCAAACAUUGGAAAAAGCUGAAGCACUGUCUAAUGUUUGAAUUGCUUAGAUCGUAAACAUAAGGAGUGAAAAUCCUGACCCUGCUAUACUCAAUAGUAAAAUCCCUUUGACUUUAAUUGAACCAAUGUUUUAUCCAAGAAUGUUAGAGAUGAACUCCCAAGUGGCAGUGACAGAAAACUUCCUACUCAAAGAUGCAUUUUUUGCUUUUAUUUCAUGCAAUUAUUGCCCUUAUAGUAUUUGCUCUUUAAUGACUCCAGAAGACUGAGCAAACAUUUAUUCUUUUGUGCUUUAAUCUUCUUGCAAUAGCCACUUGUCUACUAUUACAAGAGGAAAAUCAGGAAAAUUUGAUCUGAAGAAACAACUCCAGAUGGUCAUUUUGUACAGCAUCACGGUCUGCUUGAUUUGAUAUUAGAAUGUGUAGAGUACAAACAUUUGAGCUAAAUCUAUGUACAUAAAAACAAGUGCCCUGAAGCAUUUAGAUUUCUUGUCUUCUUGAAAGCUCAAUUUGAAAAGUAUCCAGUACAGAAGUAUAUGAGUACAGAAAAGAAUCAAAACUAAAUGCCCUGUUGCUUCUCUCUACAUAUUAAUGUAAAACUAGUAUUUUAAAUAUGAUGCAUGAAA
Molecule: messenger RNA, 2520 nt
Organism: Mauremys reevesii (Reeves's turtle)
Lineage: Eukaryota; Metazoa; Chordata; Testudines; Geoemydidae
Product: transmembrane protein 68-like
Exons: 6
Coding region: 54-1034 (326 amino acids)
Cellular component (GO): membrane
Molecular function (GO): acyltransferase activity
Source: RefSeq, a predicted model, not a curated record